AUGGACGCUUCGUCCAUUAUUACUCAAGUAUCUAGGGAAGAUAAACAGUUGAACAAUUAUCCUCCCGAAAAAGAAACACUGCCAAAUGAUGAAAAUGACAUAUCAGAGGAAAAAAUUCAGGAGCCGAAAAGUAGGAGGAAACUUAACUCAAGAGGUUUCCUCAGAUCAUUAUUAUGCUGUCUUGGGGGCAAAAGUAAAAAGGACACUUCAGAACAAGGUAUUGACGGAUCACAAUAUAGACAGUACAUUUCUGGUAGUAGGAGUUCCUACUUGUUACCUUCCAUACGACAUCAAGACAUGCAUAAAAAGUGUAUGGUGAUAGAUUUAGAUGAAACUUUAGUUCAUAGUAGUUUUAAGCCAAUAAGUAAUGCAGAUUUUGUUGUGCCUGUUGAAAUAGACGGAAUCGUACAUCAAGUGUACGUGCUGAAAAGGCCACAUGUCGAUGAUUUCUUGAAAAGAAUGGGAGAAUUGUAUGAAUGUGUCCUAUUUACUGCAUCACUGGCCAAAUAUGCAGACCCAGUUGCUGAUCUUCUCGAUCAGUGGGGUGUAUUUAGAGCAAGGUUAUUCCGAGAGAGCUGUGUAUUCUACAGAGGCAACUAUGUGAAAGAUUUGAACAAACUUGGUAGGGAGUUGCAGAAAAUAAUUAUAGUGGACAACUCUCCAGCGUCGUAUAUAUUCCAUCCAGAUAAUGCGGUAAGUUGA
Messenger RNA from Harmonia axyridis, 702 nucleotides. RefSeq names its product phosphatase Herzog (gene hzg). The record is from RefSeq and is a predicted model, not a curated record. The transcript is spliced from 3 exons. Gene Ontology annotation, molecular function: RNA polymerase II CTD heptapeptide repeat phosphatase activity. NCBI's taxonomy places the organism in Eukaryota, Metazoa, Arthropoda, Insecta, Coleoptera, Coccinellidae. The coding region runs from base 1 to 702 and encodes 233 amino acids.